Molecule: messenger RNA, 885 nt
Organism: Oppiella nova
Lineage: Eukaryota; Metazoa; Arthropoda; Arachnida; Sarcoptiformes; Oppiidae
Source: the annotation of a GenBank genome assembly
AACAUGAUAAAUCAAUAUUUUAGAUGAUUUUACUUUCAAAAUAUAUAUUUCAUAGUUAUUUCAUUUGUAAGUUUCAAUGGAGUUGGCAGGAAAGGUAGCAUUAAUUACAGGGUCGGCUUCGGGUAUCGGCAAAGAGAUUGCACUAAAGUUGUCGUCUUUGGGCGCCGAUGUGGUCAUCACUGAUAUCAAUAGGGAUGGCAUCCAAGAAGUGGUUCAAAAAUGUCGUUCCCUUCACAAACACAAAGCGCUGGGAGUUUACGCCGACAUUACCAGUGAGAGUGAUGUGAAGAAUUUGGUGGACAAGACUGUCGAGGAAUAUGAAAGGAUUGAUAUUCUGGUGAAUUGUGCCGGAAUAUGUCCCAAAUCAUACUUUCAUGACCCGGAUUAUGUGGAAGUUUUUGACAAAGUGAUGAAUACCAAUGUCCGUAGUGUCCAAGUAUUGACUCAAUUAGUGGUCCCAUAUCUCGAGACUACUAAAGGAAAUAUAGUUAACAUCUCGAGUGUCUGUGCCGUUGUACCGAUACCAAUGACUAUGGCGUACUGUAUGUCCAAAAGUGCAAUAAAUAUGUUUACUAAAUGUUUGGCAAUGCAUUUGGGACCUAAAGGCGUCCGUGUGAAUAGUAUCAAUCCUGGUUCAGUACUGACCCCACUAUUGGGUGAGAAUGCCCAGUAUAUGGUGAAGGCUUGUGGGAAUAACUACCCCCUCAAACGUAUUGGGGAAACGGUAGACAUAGCCGAGAGCGUAGCAUUCCUGGUCAGUGAUAAGGCAUCAUUUAUUACCGGGAUUAAUAUGCCGGUUGAUGGUGGUGCCGCACUCGUUAUGAGACUUUAUUAGAUUUGAAACUUUUAUUUAAAAUAUGUUUUAUAAUAUAUUAUAUAAUAGUU